AAAAAAAAAAAAGAGAAAAAGGAAAAGCACUGUUUGACUAAAAACCAGUAGUAACAGUAGAGAAGAAAGGAGAAAAGAGGAAGAGAAGAAGUAAGGAGAGGAGAAAUAGAUCUGAAGGAAGAGAAAAGAAAAAGAAAAGAAACCAUCUUUCAAUUGGAGAGGUCUUAUCAUAUCAUCAUGAUCUCUUACUAAUUUGACCCAUCUCUUUCUCUUUCUCUCUCUUCUCUCAUAUUAUACCCACACACACACACACACACAAAUACAAGUCUUAUUAUAAGUAGCCACAAAAUCCCCAAAAUGCCUAGACCUUAUUUCCACAAGCUAAUCCUCUCUAAUUCCAUUAAAGACAAGAAACUGAGGAUCCCUGAUAAUUUUGUCAAAAAAUUUGGAAAUGACUUAUCUGCUUUUGGGAGACUCAGUGUUCCUGGUGGUCCUGUGUGGCCUGUAGGAUUAAUAAAAGCUGAUGACAAAUUUUGGUUUCGUGAAGGAUGGCAGGAAUUUAUGGAACGUUACUCUAUACGUGUAGGAUACUUUUUGGUCUUCAGAUACGAAGGACAUUCAGUAUUCACAGUUCACAUAUUCAACUUGUCUGCUUCUGAGAUAAACUAUCAAUCUAAUAAUACAGCUGGUAGAAGAUAUCUUCUAUUUGAAGACAUGGAAGAUGACGACUUUGUUGAACACUUGAGCUCCUCAUCUCCGUGCUUGGUUCCUAAUUCUUUGAAAAGUAAGGCUUUUGAUGAACGUCUUGAUCAAAUGACAAUUAACAAAAGUUACAAUCCUCCAGCAUUGCAGAAUUUGUUCAAUGAGUCUAAUCUUAACUACAUAAAUUGGUCUGGUGAAGGGAACAUUCACUUAUCAAAGGGUGCUAGUAUUUCACACGCGGCAGAUCAAGAUGCACGAGAAGUUGGUGUUCCGUUUAAUCCCAUGGAGCAAAAAAAUUCUGCAGGUGAUGUGAGAUACUAUACUCCAGAUGCUGAAGCACAAAAACCUAAAAAACGUGGAAGGAAGAAGCUUAAAGUUGAUCCUAAUCAGCAGCAGCCAUCAGCUCAACAAGAAGAUGAAGUUGAUAUGCGUUUUAGAUUUUAUGAAAGUGCUUCAGCAAGAAAGCGAACUGUGACUGCUGAAGAAAGAGAGAGGGCAAUAAAUACUGCUAAAACAUUUGAGCCUAUGAAUCCUUUCUGUAGGGUUGUCCUGCGACCAUCUUAUUUAUACAGGGGUUGCAUUAUGUAUCUGCCAUCCUGCUUUGCUGAGAAGCACCUAAAUGGUGUUUCAGGAUUCAUUAAACUUCAGUCAUCCGAUGGGAAACAGUGGCCAGUCCGGUGCCUUUAUAGGGGAGGUAGAGCUAAACUGAGCCAAGGGUGGUAUGAAUUCACCUUGGAGAAUAAUAUGGGAGAAGGAGAUGUUUGUGUAUUUGAGCUUCUGAAAUCAAGGGACAUUGUGCUGAAAGUUACUGUAUUUCGUGUUCUCGAAGGUGCUGGACGCAUGACUCAGACCUUGACAACAAAAUAUGAGCAGCGUUGAACUAGAUAGUCUCCAAUGGCUGGUAAAUUUCUGAAUGAAGGAACUUUGUCAAGUAACUUUCUCCUUUUUGGGUGAUUGUCAUUGCUCUGGUUUUUAUCUGUGGUAUUUAAUUGUUGUUCGAUGUCUAUAACUUUUCAGAGCAGAUUAGUGGAACUAUCCAUUAUUUAGAUGUUUCAAUAGAUAAUUUGUGGGUUUACUAGUAGGAUUGUAAAUACUUCAAUCAAGUGAUAUUUAACCGGACCACAAAUUGCAGA
Ricinus communis (castor bean) is the source of this 1775-nucleotide messenger RNA. RefSeq names its product B3 domain-containing transcription factor VRN1. The record is from RefSeq and is a predicted model, not a curated record. Gene Ontology annotation, molecular function: DNA binding. Lineage: Eukaryota; Viridiplantae; Streptophyta; Magnoliopsida; Malpighiales; Euphorbiaceae. The coding region runs from base 298 to 1521 and encodes 407 amino acids. The transcript has 4 exons.